Nothobranchius furzeri (turquoise killifish) is the source of this 3492-nucleotide messenger RNA. Its product is annotated as leucine-rich repeat transmembrane neuronal protein 4. NCBI's taxonomy places the organism in Eukaryota, Metazoa, Chordata, Actinopteri, Cyprinodontiformes, Nothobranchiidae. Gene Ontology annotation, cellular component: extracellular matrix. The record is from RefSeq and is a predicted model, not a curated record. Gene Ontology annotation, molecular function: protein binding.
GGGAGCUGCGGAGAGGCACUCGGUGACCAGGAGAGGGCAUCUCAUGGCCUGAAACUGACGAACAUCGAGCUCCGUCCUCUCAUUCCACACCAGCAUCAUCCUCAUCAUCAACAUCAUCAUCAUCCCUGUUGCUGAAGAACUGAUUUAUUCUUGGUAUCUGAUCCACAGCCGCCUCCACCUUUCCCCGAAGGAUACGCAUCAACUUGUGGUUCUGUUGGUACCGGACCCACUUUGCUCGCUCGGUUCUUGGUGCUUUCCCAUGACUCGGAGAAUCAACAAUUGGUGACUCAGUCAGUGCUCGGGAUGUGUUUUACAGCCUCCAAAAUGCUGAAGAGAGUGAUCCUUGUGGCUCCACUAGCUUUUAGUCUUCUCAUCCCGUAAGGCUGCAGUUAAAACGAUGCACGACCAAGCUGAUGUUACGCGCUAAAGUAAAGAACUCCAGACUGACGUAGAAGCACACCUUGGAGCCCACUUCGUCUCCGACAGGUGUGAGGCUGUGCGCGGAGCGGAUCAGACCGGUGCGGCGCAGUGAGCGCCGAUUUUCCGGGAUGAAGGUGCAGCUGGUCGGGCAAAGCGCCGAGUGCGUGUGAACAUGUGGACCGGGAGCGCAUGUAACAGAGAUCCCUGAGCGUCAUGAGGAAAAGCAGACACCGCGCAAGUAUGGGACCUUCUGUGCUGUUCAGAUGGCUUGUUUUCACAGUGGUGGUGCCCGCCUGGCUUCUUGCUGCUCCAAGUGGCUUCCGGGAGCGUCGCUGCCCCCAGAGCUGUAGAUGUGACGGGAAAAUAAUAUACUGUGAAUCCAGCGCCUUCCGUGAUGUGCCAAACAACGUGUCUGUGAGCACACAGGGCCUGUCGCUGCGUUACAACAGCCUGGUGAGCCUCAGAGCCCGUCAGUUUGCCGGUCUGAGUCAGCUGGUUUGGCUCUACCUUGACCACAAUUACAUCAACGCCGUGGAUGGCCAGGCUUUCCAUGGCAUACGGAGGCUCAAAGAACUGAUUCUCAGCUCCAACAGGGUCACACUGCUUAAGAACAACACGUUCUAUGAUGUCCCAAAUUUGCGUAAUCUUGACCUGUCGUACAACAAACUGCAGGUCCUCCAGCCUAACCAGUUCAUAGGUCUACGAAAGCUGCUCAGUUUACACUUGAGGUCAAACUCUUUAAAAACUGUCCCCAUGCGCGUUUUCCUUGACUGUCGUAACCUGGAGUUCCUUGACAUUGGCUACAACCGGCUACGGAGCCUAACACGCAACGCCUUUGCAGGACUCCUGAAGCUCGUUGAGCUUCAUUUGGAACACAAUCAGUUUUCAAAGAUAAACUUUGCUCAUUUCCCCCGCCUGACUAACCUGAGGGCGCUUUAUCUGCAAUGGAACCGGAUCAAAGUGCUCACCCAGGGUCUGCCGUGGAUGUGGACUUCUUUGCAAAAGUUGGACCUCACAGGAAACGAGCUGGAAGUGCUGGAUCCCAGCACAUUUCAGUGCCUGCCCAAUCUCCAGACUCUGAACCUGGACUCCAACAAACUCAGCAAUGUCUCCCAGCAGACGGUGGAGACUUGGUUCUCCCUCACCACCAUCAGUCUGGCUGGUAAUUUGUGGCACUGCAACCCCAACAUAUGUCCACUGGUGUCCUGGCUCAAAGCCUUCAAGGGUAACAAGGAGACAACUUUGAUUUGUGCAAGUCCUAAGGAGGCACAAGGAGAAAAAGUCACAGAUGUGGUGGAGACUUAUAACAUCUGUACAGCAACGCCGACUCCUAUCCCCUCAACGACAUUACCCCUCACUUCAGCAUUCCAGCCUAAACUGCUGCCUCUGCCCACGCAGCACGUGGUGGAUAACAAGCUGACCUGGAACAGGACAGCUUCUCCCACUCCUUCUGAGGCCUCGUCCACCGUACCCGUUUCGGACACAGAGUAUGUGUCCUUCCACAAGAUCAUUGCCGGCAGCGUGGCCCUCUUCUUGUCUGUGGCCAUCAUUCUGCUGGUUAUUUAUGUCUCAUGGAAACGCUAUCCCAGCAGUCUCAAACAGCUCCAGCAGCGCUCAGCGGUCAAAAAGCGUCAGAAAAAGGCACGGGAGACUGAGCGCUCAUUUAACUCGCCACUGCAAGAGUACUAUGUGGACUACAAGCCUUCACACUCAGAGACUAUGGAUAUGCUGGUUAAUGGGACAGGACCUUACACAUACACCAUCUCAGGCUCCAGGGAAUGUGAGGUAUGACCGUUGCCCUCCAAAAAUCCAUUUCCACUGCGAGGCGUGCGAGAUACCGCGGCACCUGGAUCCCCUGACUCUGUACAGGUGUGAGCAGUCAGAUCUGGAUUACUGCCAUGCUUACCUGUCACUGCAUCACAACGUGGGCAUGGAGCCCUCCACCCGGGCACCGGGAGGUUCGGGGCCAGCCUUGUACCACCCUUGCCUAAUGGCUGCCCUCCCCUCUGAGCCUGUGCUGCCUUGCCCCCAGACUCACUCCCACCACCAGUGAGCUGUGUACACCAUGAGGCUCUAUCUCCAAACUCCUGUUUUUCUGCUGCACAGAAUCACUGAACUGUUCAAAGGAAAUAAAAGGUUGUGUGGGAGGAAACUGGGACUGGUGAAGAAGCAAAGGAGACAGUUAAUCUACUGCAGAACAUCCUGGAUGCAGAGUAUUAAAGAUUAAGCUAUUUUUUCAGUGUAAAUAAAGGGUGCAGCAGUAUUGAUUAGUGAGUAUUUGACCUGCACAACCCUAAAUGUCCUCAAUUAGCAAAGGAGGUCGAAAAGCAGCUUGACUUUCCACAAAUCUGCUUUCCUCUUGAAGCGUAUUAAAGAUAAUAAUUUAAUGAUUUUUUAAAAAUCUCAUUAAACACAUUUCCUUACCUUCUCAUAAUCUCCUGCACAGGUAAAGCAAUCAAAUGAUUAAUGCCACAAACAGAGCAGGGAAACAAUGUGAUAAGAGGCUGAGCAGCACAGCAACCGACGGUGACCAUGCUAACGGUCUCCUGCUGCUCUUUGUAACUAGAGGUCUCUGUCUCUGUGUGCUUGUGUGUGUGUGUGUGUGUGUGUGUGUGUGUGUGUGUGUGUGUGUGUGUGUGUGUGUGUGUGUGUGUGUGUCUGACUGCAUUCUUCAUUUAGACAAAUAAGCCACUCAGAUGAAAUGACCUAAAAACCUGGAGAAACAAGUCAGAAUAUAGCAGACAGUAAAUGCCAACUUGUGCAGCCACCACAAACUGCUGGCACUAACUAUGAUUUUUAUGGUGACUUACGAUGUUGGAUGUUGAUCACAUUUGGAUUAGCUUAACCGAGCCAGAAAUAAACACGAGACAUAUAAACGAAGAAGUUGCACUGCGAUGGUAGGUAUUUCCCUUUCAUCACUCACUGGAAUCACUCGUGUGGUUAAAGCUUUUUGAUUUCAUAUCCAUCAUUAAACCGAUAAUCUGAUUGUACACUCAUAUAGCUACACGUGUGCUUUUUACAAGAUGUUACAUUAUAAUCUAUGGUAAAUAAAAUGUGAUAAAUGACCAGUAA